Messenger RNA from Stylophora pistillata, 1233 nucleotides. RefSeq names its product flotillin-2a. Gene Ontology annotation, molecular function: protease binding. Lineage: Eukaryota; Metazoa; Cnidaria; Anthozoa; Scleractinia; Pocilloporidae. The record is from RefSeq and is a predicted model, not a curated record. Gene Ontology annotation, cellular component: flotillin complex; cytoplasmic vesicle; plasma membrane. Gene Ontology annotation, biological process: regulation of myoblast differentiation; protein localization to plasma membrane.
ACUGUUGGACCGAAUGAAGCCUUAGUUCGUUCAGGUGGCUGUUGUGGUAAUGAUGCAAAGAAAACCGUUAUAGGGAGUUGGGUAUGGGCUUGGUGGCUCGUCACAGACGUUCAGUCCAUAACAUUGGAAGUGAUGACACUCAACCCAAAGUGUGAGAAGGUGGAGACAGCGCAAGGUGUUGCUGUUACUGUGACAGGUGUCGCUCAAGUAAAAGUCAUGACAGAACCUGAACUCCUCAAGACAGCUUGUGAACAGUUUCUGGGAAGAACAACCAGACAAAUUGAAAACAUCAUCCUUCAAACACUGGAAGGACAUCUUCGAGCUAUUCUUGGUACUCUGUCUGUGGAAGAGAUUUACAAAGAUCGUGAAGCAUUUGCUGCUCUGGUCCGUGAAGUGGCAUCUCCUGAUGUCGGAAGGAUGGGGAUUGAAAUCCUCAGCUUCACCAUCAAGGACAUUGAAGAUCAUGUUGAUUAUCUGGACUCACUGGGUAAAACUCAGACAGCCAAAGUGAAGAGGGAUGCAGACAUAGGUGUGGCUGAAUCAAACAGAGAUGCAGGAAUAAGGGAAGCAGAGUGUGAAAAAGAAAAGAUGGAUGUAGCUUAUCAAGCGCAAACAAAUAUUGCAGACUCCUCAAGAGAAUUUCAGAUGCAGAAAGCUGCUUUUGACCAGGAAGUAAAUGGCAGAAAAGCUGAAGCAGAACUUUCCUAUGAAUUGCAGGCUGCAAAGGAAAAGCAGAAGAUCCGAGCUGAAGAAAUCCAAAUUGAUGUUGUGGAGAGAAAGAAGCAAAUUGAAGUUGAAGAAAAGGAAGUGGCCAGAAAAGACAAAGAGCUGGUGGCUACAGUAAAACGACCAGCUGAAGCUGAGAGUUACAGAGUGGAAACAAUUGCACAAGGAAAAAGGACACAGACUGUAUUUUCAGCACAGGCAGAUGCAGAGAGGAUUAAGAUGACAGGAAGCUCAGAAGCGUCUGCCAUUGAAGCAGUUGGUAAAGCCGAGGCAGAGGGCAUGAGACAGAAAGCUGCAGCAUACAAAAUGUAUGGAGAUGCUGCUUUAACUGCCUUGGUAUUGGAGGCUUUGCCAAAGGUUGCAGCAGAAGUUGCAGCUCCUUUGGCUAAAACCGACCAAAUUGUUCUUGUUGGUGAUAGUGGUGCAGGAGUCACAGGUGAAGUGUCCAAACUUGUGAGUGAGCUGCCUCCUGCUGUCCAGGCUCUCACUGGAGUGGACUUGAGUGGA